Austrofundulus limnaeus is the source of this 3412-nucleotide messenger RNA. Its product is annotated as glucagon family neuropeptides. The transcript has 6 exons. Lineage: Eukaryota; Metazoa; Chordata; Actinopteri; Cyprinodontiformes; Rivulidae. The coding region runs from base 371 to 1144 and encodes 257 amino acids. Gene Ontology annotation, cellular component: neuron projection; extracellular region; perikaryon. Gene Ontology annotation, molecular function: neuropeptide hormone activity; peptide hormone receptor binding; pituitary adenylate cyclase activating polypeptide activity. The record is from RefSeq and is a predicted model, not a curated record. Gene Ontology annotation, biological process: regulation of protein localization; neuron projection development; adenylate cyclase-activating G protein-coupled receptor signaling pathway.
CAUGGAUAAAAAGCAUCAGGGAGUGAACUUGUCAAGUCGCAGGAAAGUUUUUCAUUCUUUGCGCAGACAGUUGGUUUUUUUUCCUUCCUUCUUCUUUUUUUUUUUUCGUGAAAGUUGGGGAGCUCUCUGUCCCGUCCAGGAGCGACUGAGAAAAGUCCCCGAGAAGUGAGCUGUUGGCUGCGGGCGCACGGAGGGCUGCACCUCCGCAACACCAAGGACAGUGAAGAAUCGCUUCACUGAGAGAUCAGAGGAGGAGGACAGGAAGGGAGAGAGCUAGAGAGGGAGAGAGAAAGAGAGCUUGAGAUAGAGACCCUAUCUCACUCUCCGAUUCUUCACAAGCUCGUGUCCGGCGUCACACAACUGCAGGACAAUGUCCAGAAAAGCGACUUUAGCAUUACUCAUCUAUGGAAUCAUAAUGCAUCACAGCAUCACCUGCUCACCUGUGGGGAUUAGCUUUCCAAGUUUCAGACUUGACAGUGAGGUUUAUGAUGAGGAUGGUAAUUCUUUACCGUCUCUGGAUUAUGAUGGAGAACAAAUAGAGGUGAGAAGCCCUUCAUCUGUCACGGACGACGUCUUCACUAUGUUCUACCCUCCAGAGAAAAGAACGGAAAGACAUGCAGACGGCAUGUUUAAUAAAGCCUACAGGAAAGCACUGGGUCAGUUAUCAGCAAGGAAAUACCUUCAUUCUCUGAUGGCAAAACGUGUAGGCGGAGGGAAAUCGUUGGAUGACAGCUCGGAGCCCCUGUCCAAGCGACACUCAGACGGGAUCUUCACAGACAGCUACAGCCGCUACAGAAAGCAAAUGGCAGUGAAGAAGUACCUGGCGGCGGUCCUGGGGAAAAGCCUUGAAGACAUAGGUUUUCACCAAAUCCUACAAGUGAUAGACUUUGAUGCCCUCCCGGACGGGGAUGAGUUUGAAGCUUUUUUGGGAGACUGGCUGAAACAGUUCUCUCCUGAAUUUGCGGUGAGUUUCCGGCUCUUUCCCGAGGCUGUGUCCUCACCAGGGCUUCUCACCUCUCUUCCUUUUUUUUCCUUUUCUUUUUCUCACCUUGUGAUCUUGCUUCAGACUCUUCUUUCACCUCAUCUGUGCUCCCGUCUCACAGAUUUUGAUUUUAACAGUUUGACAAGCAGAGUUUUAGUUUGACUUAUACACUGCACUUAUUGUUGUUGAAUGACUGGCUUGAACGAGGCCUAUUUUAACUCAGAUCCAUGGGGUUCUGUGGAAAAGGUUAUGACCAAGUAACUUAUCGUAGAGAGCUCUUUGAACAACCUCAGUUUGGAAAAAAUGAGUUUAAUUCUGAACAAAUUGAUGAGAUAACUGCUGUUCCAAGCUAGGCUAGAACAACUCCAAUAGCAUAAAAAAAAUCAUAGAAUUUCAUACAUAUUGUAUCAGUGUCACAUUACACAAUAAUUCCAGCACAAGCAUUGGACUAUUUUUGCUGGAAAUGACUGGAAAUGACACAGAAAGUGCUACAGUUAGCUGCUGCUGCCACUAGUUCUGCUCAAAAACCAUCUUAAAUUCAUAAAGUGGAAGUUGCUGUUACUGUUCACAUAGAGGUCAGUUUCCAUAGUGAGGUUUUCAAACCUAAGAACACUAUGAAGCACGGUGGCGGUAGCAGCAUGGUGCGGGCUGUUUUGCUGCCAGUGGUUUUUUAAUACAAAACUGAAAAAGAUUAAAAUGUUUCAUAGCAGUUUUCAUGAAUUGCUAAGAAAAUUUUGAGAUUGGUCUUGUUUCAAGUUGGCAGCAAGAUGGUCAUGAUUGCAUUUGGACUAGCCAUUAGCUCGUUAGUGCAGUUAGAAUUACCGACUGUUCCUCUAACUAUUCUUGUUGCUGGUGUCAAAUGAGCUAUCUACAACAGGUAAGAUAUUAAUUGUUCAUUCUACCUUUUUCUUUGGAACCCCAUGUCAGCAGAUCUAUGAAUCAAUUUGAGUUUGGACAUGUUUCCAACAGAAAAAUCUCAAAUUUGACACAAGGACCAGAGUACUUUUGAGGUUUUUCUCAUCCUUUUUUCUCUACAACAGUGUUUACAAAUUGAUCUUAGACCUUUUGACUUGUGUAAAGUGCCAAUAUUGUGUAUCUAUCAACUGGGUUGUCUGUGUUUGGAGGUUUUCUCAUAUCUCUCUGCCCAUAUAAUAAGUAUCAUUAAGCUUUUCAGCAUUAUCAGGCAAAUAAAAAUAGAGGAAAAGGAAAAAAAAAGAAGAGGAAUGAUACUUGUUACAUGGAAACUUCAUCACUUUCUUCUUUGUGAGAGACUUACAAGGUGGUUUGAACUUUUGUGUUUGAACCCUUUGGGUGCAUUGUGCUUCCCUUUUCUGUCACGUGAACCAAUGUACAAACUACAGUAGACUGCAUGAUUAAAGUAAUUGCACUAGCCACUGCAUUUGUGCAGCCAACCAAAUGGUUUUGCUUGCUUUUUGACUACUACAAACACACAUAUCUGUGACUGCUGGAUGUUUUUAUUUUAUUUUAUUUUUGUGUGUAUGCGUGUGUGUUUUUUUCUUUUCACUCACAUCACACAAACUGUUGGUAUGUUUUUCCAAUUAAGAAUGUAUUUUACUGAAGACAAGAAUUUCUCUGUUCAAUGCCAUCCUUUAUAGACAUAAAAAGAUUUUUGUAUUUAAAAAAAUGUAUCUCAGAGAAAGAGCUGUCUACAACUAAAGUGGUAAUUUUCCAUGAUUUGUAUUUUCAGUUUUGCACAAAAAAAGCUGCCAAAACUAAUCACAUUUCAACAACAGGAAGAGCAAAAUUAAAAAUUAAAGGGGAUAAUGAGGACGAUUAAACUGCUGGUUUUGAAAAGCAGAUUAGCCAAAUCUUUUCAGAGGACAUGAAACAAAUAAAAACGACAGAGUUAGGUUCUUCGAUUUGUGUUUACUGUAUCAAUCUCUCUUUAAUUUUGCAUUUCCCUCCAGGCUUUGUGACGCAGGAUGCAGUUUGCAGCUGUGGUGCCUUGCAUCGACUGUAAAAAAAAUGCCAUGAAUCACAGAUGGCUCUUUAGUAGCCCUUCAAUGCUGCACAUCUUCAGCUCACAUUUCAUCACCUUUUAGUUGUUGUCUUUGUGGCACGCCAAUGUUCGAUAGGAUCUUAAUCGCCGUCAAGCUUAGACAUCCAUAAUUUUUGCUUGCACUGCUUUUCUUGUGUGCACUUUGUUUUAGAGCACUAGUUUUACUUGUGUGUGUGUGUGAAAAGACAAGGAAGCUGAAGCUUCUUCGUGAAUUAUUACAUGUAUGAUAAUAAAAGCGCCCAUAGCCUUACAAAACUGAAAUAAUCUUCAGAUACAUAUAUAAAUAUUUAUAUUUACUGUGUGAAAAGUGAUAGACUACAAAAACUGAGAUCUAUAAGGUUCAAGUCAAUAAAUGUCUAAAAAAAAUUGUGUUGUAAGAUUUGUAUGAAUAAAUUUUUGUAAACAACAAA